Molecule: messenger RNA, 1628 nt
Organism: Zingiber officinale
Lineage: Eukaryota; Viridiplantae; Streptophyta; Magnoliopsida; Zingiberales; Zingiberaceae
Product: protein FAF-like, chloroplastic
Exons: 2
Coding region: 16-1518 (500 amino acids)
Source: RefSeq, a predicted model, not a curated record
AGGAUCGAGAGAGUGAUGGUGGAGCCCUGGGCGGCCAAAAAGCUUCCAAAGCAGCGCAAGAGUGAGGCCGGAGCAGAGGGAAAAGCAUGGCUUUCCUUCGUCUACAAAUACCCACCUCUCCUCUCCUCAUUCAUCAUCAGUAAACCUCUCUUCCUCCGGGAAAGAUCUCAAGCCAGCUGCCUUGCUGCUUUUGAGAGCUCUCUUGGAGAAGAGGGUUUGCUGGUGGACCGAUCGAGAAGAACACCUCCUAUCUGUUCCUUGCAACCGAGAGCUAAUUACUUUCAGUCUUGUUUAAAUUUAAAUAUGACGGUGGCUGUGAAGCAAACUCCCUUUCAUCACUUUGAGAAGUACCUGCGAACGGCAGUGGACAAAUUCAAUAACGACGCAUACGAUGAGCGGCCAGCGCAAUCGAACGUAGGGAACGCAGUCGAGUCGGAGAAGGCGGCUGAUGGGCCGGUGGACGAGCCUUACGUUCACCACCUGGUGCGCCGAUCCUCCAGCUCGAUGAGCCUGAAGAGCCUUCAGAUAUGCACCGAGAGACUCGGGUCAGAGACCGGCUCCGACGAGCUCUCCGACCAUGAGUUUGACUGCGUCGAGAUGGAGGGAGACGAAGAGAGCAAGAAGUAUGAAUAUGUGGAGGAGAAGGUCACGCUCGUGGAAGAAAUAGAGGAUGGUCUGUUCGUACGACGCCGAGCGAAGGAGAUGACGGAGGUGAACUACCAUUGUUCCUCUGUUCGUCUGAGGUCGCUUCCGAGGUCUUUCCCGCCGCCGCUUCCAUCCAUCUCCCGCCGUGAUGGUCCGUGCCUCCACAUGAGACCCCACCGCCGCGACGGUCGCCUUGUGGUCGAGGCUGUGGCCGUGCCAUCCCGGAAUUACCUCCACGCGCAGCGUGAGGGUGGCCGUCUAGUCCUCUGCUUCGUGGAUGCCUCCGUCGAUGGUGCGAGAUCGAGUGAUCAAAUUGGAGAAAACAGAGCGGUGGAGUUUGCUGAGUUUGAACUAGAAAAAGAAGUGGAACCAGAGAAGGAAGAGGAGGAGGAAGACGAAGACGAAGAAGAAGAAGACGAUGAAGAAGAAGAAGAAGAAGAGGAAGUGGAAGUGGUGGACAGAGGAACCAUGGUGGAGGUCAAAGUGAGCACACAACCGCAGCAACAGAGCAGCAGCAGCACCAAGAAGGUCCUCCGCUCUUCGCUCGUCAUCAAUAAGUUCGUCAGCGGCACACCCGACGAAGAGGCCAACAACACUGCCGCCGAUCUCAUCCAACCGCAAAGCUCGCCUAAGCGGCCGACGACAGCCACCGCCGCUGCCGCGGUGGUGGCAGCCUCCACCCUCAGCGCCCGCAACGAGCUCAUGAGGGACGGGGCGAGGCCGGUGCCCGGCAAUGCGCAGAUGGAUAACACCCUGCUCUUCACGUCCAAGCGGGGAAACCGCGACGCAAUUCUGCGCAGCAUGAGGCGGUGCAGCCAGCUCCGGCGGCCACUCUUCUUCUGGGAGCCCUGUUGCAUUGCCACAACCUCUUGAUCUCAGUCAGCUGCCAACUAUCUGACAUUAAUCUACGUAAUUAAGUUUGAUAUAAGUAUGGCAUCAUUACCUAGUAUUUGUCGGUCUAAUAAGUAAUUAAUUAGUAUUAA